This is a messenger RNA of Rattus norvegicus (Norway rat), 2865 nucleotides long. Lineage: Eukaryota; Metazoa; Chordata; Mammalia; Rodentia; Muridae. The record is from RefSeq and is a predicted model, not a curated record.
GCUCUGCCCUCCUUCAACUGAGCAGACUUCCUGGGAAGAUGCUACCAGUUCUCAUUCUCAUGACCAUACUUCUGCCUCUUGAAGCUGGAGCAGAGGAGAUUAUCGGGGGCCAUGAGGUCAAGCCCCACUCCCGCCCUUACAUGGCACAUGUGAAAUUUGUGAAAGUUGAUGGGAAUAGAAGUGUCUGCGGAGGCUUCCUGGUUCAAGACUACUUUGUGCUGACGGCUGCUCACUGCACUGGAAGAUCAAUGAAAGUCAUACUAGGGGCCCACAAUCUCCAUGUGCAGGAGAAGACUCAGCAGAUCAUCCCUGUGAAAAGGGCUAUUCCUCACCCGGCCUAUAAUCGUGAGGACCACAUUAAUGACAUCAUGCUAUUAAAGUUGGAGAGUAAGGCCAAGAAGACUAGAGCUGUGAGGCCUCUCAAUUUGCCCAGGCCCAAUGACAUGGUGAAGCCAGGGGAUGUGUGUCGUGUUGCUGGCUGGGGCCAAAUGUCCGUCGAUGUCACUAAAAGAACUUCCCGCCUACAAGAGGCUAAACUGAUCAUCCAGGAGGACAAGGAAUGCAAAAAACUCUUCCAUCACUACUCUGAGACCACGGAGAUUUGUGCUGGAGACCCAAAGAAAAUACAGGCUGCGUACAAGGGUGACUCUGGGGGACCCCUUGUGUGUGAAAACAGAGCUUAUGGAGUUGUAUCCUAUGGGAAAAAUGGGACAAUCUCUUCAGGAGUCUUCACCAAGGUUGUGUACUUCCUGCCAUGGAUAAGCAGAAACAUGAAGCUCCUCUAACAGGUUAACACCUGUGCCCAACCAGCCUUUCUGACCUCAGGCAAGAACCACGAUGAGUGUGCGUCAAAGGCUGAAAAUCCGUAAUAAAUAACCCCCAGUGUGCAUGUAAUUUAAGUACUUUGCUGUUUGAGCCACUUGAUUGUUUCCACACCUCUCUGGCCCAGGAGGACCUCCCCUGUCACUUCUUGGCUUUGCUUCCCCCUCCUUCCCCAACUCAUCCUCUUACUGGUACUUCAGGCUACACAAUUCCCACAUAUUUAUCACCCAUUCAUGGUGGAAGGUAGGGUGUUGUUUCUUUGAUUCUAUUUUUGAGUAGGGUCUCACUGUAUAGCUCCGGAUGUUCUGAAAUUUACUAUGAAAACCAGCCUGGCUUUUAACUCACAGAGAUCUGCCCCUCUCUGCUUCCCCAGUGCUAGGAUUAAAGGUGUAUGCCAUGCUAUCCAACCAUACACACGUCUAAUUCUCCAGUCUCCAAGGUUGGCUUUCUCACUCAGAAGCCUCAGGAGGCUACAGCUCUACUGAGGUGCCCCAUGCUCAGUCACUCAUUCACACUUAGCCCUCCAGACAGGAACCUUCUGGGCCUAGGAAAGUCCUACAUCUCUGAGCCACCUUCCUCCAGCCCAACAACGGCAGAUAGUGGAACAAGGCAUGGGGGUGAAGGGAGAUUUGACUCUGGGAAUUCAGAAGGCCAUGGGCUGUGCAACCCAGUCAUGUUCCUGUCUCCAGUCCCCUCUCUAGCAGGGUAGGAGACUCUCCCCACCUGAACUGUCUGCAGUCCAGAAGCCUGAGACAUAUCUCUGAGGAAGCCAGGCUCAGCUGGGCCUCAUUUCCCAGCCCAGCACAGAGCUCAGUCAACUUCUAGUGGGAGGUAAAGACCCAAGAGCAGGUAAAAGGUUCAGAGACGUGUUCACUCCCACUGUUAGUAAUACCACAAAACACAAAGAUACAAAACCAUAACAUAUAUGCAGAGGACCUAGCUCAGACACAUAGAGGCUCCAUGACUGUCAUUUUUGUCUCUGUGAGUUCCUCUGAGUUCUGCCUAAUUGAUUAUGUGGGCCAUGUUCUCCUAGUGUUCUUGACGCCUAAUGCUUCCUGAUCCUUUUCAGAAGGGCUUCCCUUGAGCUCUGCCUAGUGUUUGGCUGUGAGUUUCUGCAACUGCUCCCAUCAGCUCCUGAACAAAGCCUCUUGGAUAACAACUGGGGUAGGCAUCCAACUAUGCGUACAGCAGAAUAUCAACAGGAAUCACUCCACUGUCUUCUCUGUGUGGCCAGUUGUGUUUGGUUCUAACCUAGUUCUCUGCUCGUUCUCACCUCUGGCUCCUGACCAUCCAGGCAGUGUGAGGCAUUGGCGUCCUCUCAUGAUAUGAGCCUCAUUUUGGACCAGUCCUUUUGGUCACUGGACAAUUCCUGUACCAUCUUUACUCUAGCACAUUUUGUAAACAGGUCAAAGGUUUUGUGGUUGGGUUGGUGUUCGAGUCCCACCACUGGAAGUCUGACCUGGCUACAGAAGAUGCCUGGUUGAGAUUCCAUAUCCUCCUUUACUAGGGGCCUUUGCUAGAAUGACCUUCAUAGAUGCUAGGGAGUUUUUAGUGCGUUGGGUUUCCACAUCACCCCCCAAAUACUCCAAUUCCAAUAGUCUUCACAGUAUACCCUCCCUUUAUUCUGCCCUCUCUCAGCCUGACUGCUCUUGUUCACAUCCCCACCCACCCAAGUCCAUCUGCAAAUCUAUUCUAUUUCCCCUUCCCAAGGAGAUUGAUGGAACCCCAGAGUGCUCCUUGUCACUUAGCCUCUCUGUGUCUGUACAUCCCAGCAUGAUUAUCCUCUACUUAACAGCUAAUAUCUGCUUAGAAGUGAGUAUACAUCACGUUUGUCUUUUGGGGCCUCGAUUACCUCACUCAGGAUGAUUUUUUUGUUUGGUACUUCCGUCCAUUUGCUGGCAAAUUUCAUGUUGUUGUUUUCUUUUAAAGAUGAGCACUAUCCGUUGUGUAAAUGUACCACAUUUUCUGCAUCUCUUCUUCUGUUGAGAGGCACCUCCAUUGUUUGAUUCUUCAGAUAUUAUGAAUAAAGCUACUAUGAACAUA